Molecule: messenger RNA, 1448 nt
Organism: Pelagomonas calceolata
Lineage: Eukaryota; Pelagophyceae; Pelagomonadales; Pelagomonadaceae
Source: the annotation of a GenBank genome assembly
GGCAGCGCGGUUUUUCAAGCUCCCGAGCAACAGCGACAGGCUUGGCACGAGCCGGACUGCCCGCAGUCACCAAACGCCGUCGCACAGCCAGCGCUUGCAACGUUUGCGUCCAAAAAGCUCACACAGAGCAAUCAAAGCAAAAAGCUGCCAACAGCACAUACAGCCACCGCGCGCACGCCCGCCGCCGCGCCGUAACAAUAACGAAAACAACGACAAGAUGCCCCGCCGCCGCCCCACAAUUAAGUUUAGGACGUCCUUCGCCAAUACCAUUUAUGACGUCAUGACGGCGCGCGGCUGGAAGGAGACCGACAGUGACACGGACUGGGAUUUUCACUGGGCCGAGCGCGAGUGGGUCUACGAGGUGUUCGACACGAUGCAUCUGGAACCGCACCAGCGGUUGAACCAUUUCCGGAACGGGCGGGAGCUGUGCCGGAAGGACUUAUUAGUUAAAAAUUUAAAAAGGAUGAAGCGCGGGUUGCAGAGAGAUGGGCAGGUCGACCAGGCGAAAGCCUACGACUUCAUGCCUCUGUCCUUCGUGCUGCCGCGGGAGUACGCCAUGUUCGUGGAAGAGUUUAAAAGAUCGGGAGGUGUGUGGAUCAUGAAGCCGAUUGGGUCAGCACAGGGUCGGGGUAUCUUCCUGUUUUCUAGGUUAUCCGAAAUCUCGGAGUGGCGGACCGAUCCUUACAGACACUUAAACAAGGACGACAAGGAUCCACCCAGGGCGGAACCGGAGGCGUAUAUCGUCCAGAGGUAUAUCGAGAACCCCUAUCUCGUCGGUGGGAAGAAGUUCGAUAUGCGAUUAUAUGUCCUUGUUACAUCGUUUUCACCGUUAGUCGCCUACAUGUAUAGGGGCGGCUUCGCGCGGUUCUCGCACACGCGGUACUCGAGUGACCCUGCGGACAUCGCCAAUAACUUCGUCCAUUUAACUAAUGUUGCGAUUCAAAAAACGGCGGAGAAUUAUGAUGCGCGAAGCGGCGGGAAGAAGGACCUGCGGUCUGUCAAACUGUUGUUAGCUGCCGAGCACGGGAUGGCGGCGGUCGACCGCGUGUUCCUGGCUAUUGAAAGAGUUGUAGUACGUUCAUUAAUAGCGGUGCAGCACGUCAUGAUCGCGGACAAGCACUGCUUCGAGUUGUACGGAUAUGAUGUGUUGAUCGAUGACGAGCUCAAGCCGUGGCUCAUCGAGGUCAACGCGUCGCCGUCCCUAUCAGCAAAUACGAAGGAGGACUAUCAGUUGAAGUGCGACAUGCUGCAUGAUUGUUUGGACAUUGUCGAUGUGGAAGGGCGGUUGCGAGGCGACGAGCGGUCGGUCGGGGGCUUUGAUCUCGUUUAUGACGGCGGGGUCGUGGAGCCGGACCCGCAGGACUGCCCCUGGUCGACUAGAUUGGGGACGAAGGUCGAGCGGGAGAACGACGGGGGGGACUGAGUGCUCGUAAGAUUUUGGUUUAUUA